AUGGAGUACGCGCUCAAGCACACAAAGUGCAGGAUAUUGUUCACGACUCCCACGAUAGCGCGCUUCGAUAACGGACCAUUACUGGAAAGGCUCAGCCAAAACGAUGUCGCCUCGGCACUGCCAGACCUCAAGACCGUAUGCCUGAUACGUGGUCAACACGACAACUUCAUCUCAUACUCUUCCCUCAUCGAAGAGGCCCAAUAUAUCCCCGAGCACAUCUUAGACAUCUUCGACGGCAUAAUAAGUCCCUACGACGUCGCAAACCUCCAAUUCACAAGUGGCAGUACGGGGAACCCGAAAGCUGCCAUGUUGACACACCACAACCUGAUCAACAACUCCCGCUUCAUAGGCGACCGCAUGGACCUCACACCCAGCGACACCCUCUGUUGCCCGCCGCCCCUCUUCCAUUGCUUCGGUCUCACCCUCGGUCUCCUCGCUUGCCUCACACACGGUGCGAAGAUUGUAUUCCCAGCCGAAUCCUUCGACCCCGUCGCUUGCAUGCGCGCGAUUGACGCAGAACGCUGCACGGCCCUACACGGUGUACCAGCUAUGAUGGAAUCUAUAAUGGAUGUCCCACGGCCGGAGGGCUGGACAAGUGAUCUCAGGACGGGCAUUGUGGCAGGAAGUCCGGUGCCCAAGUGGUUGAUGGAGCGAAUGGUCAAUGAGCUCAACAUGUCGGACUUUACGUCUUCGUAUGGUUUGACGGAGGCUAGUCCUACAGUGUUCAACGCACACACCAACGAUUCGCUGCAUGCGCGGUUGACCACUGUCGGAACGGUGUUGCCGCAUGCCCGGGUCAAGAUCGUGGACCAUCAGGAUCGCAUCGUGCCGAUUGGUGUUAGAGGCGAACUCUGCGUUGCUGGAUACCAAGUCUGUCGCGGAUACUGGGAGAAUGCUGAAAAGACGGCGGAGCUCAUCGUGCGCGAUGAGUACGGUGAGCCAUGGCUACACACAGGUGAUGAAGCAGUUCUAGACGUGGAUGGAUAUUGUACCAUCACCGGACGGUUUAAAGACAUCAUCAUUCGAGGAGGCGAGAACAUCUAUCCGCUGGAAAUCGAAGAACGACUCGUCGCGCAUCCGUCUAUUACCCGCGCCAUCGUCGUCGGCGUCUCACACCCUCGCUACGUCGAGGUACCCGCUGCCUUCCUCCUACACGAGCCCAACACGGACAAGCCAGACUUGGCAGAGGUACAGACGUGGGUGCGGAAGGUGUUGGGCAGACACAAGGCACCCGUGCAUAUCUUCUGGCUAGGAGAGGACUGUGAUGCUGAGGUACCGUUGACGGGCAGCGGUAAGAUUAAGAAGUUUGUGUUGAGAGAUGUGGCGGAGGCUAUGUUGAAGGGGAAGUGA
Alternaria atra is the source of this 1350-nucleotide messenger RNA. RefSeq lists its product as uncharacterized. Gene Ontology annotation, molecular function: medium-chain fatty acid-CoA ligase activity. Lineage: Eukaryota; Fungi; Ascomycota; Dothideomycetes; Pleosporales; Pleosporaceae. The record is from RefSeq and is a predicted model, not a curated record. Gene Ontology annotation, biological process: fatty acid metabolic process. The coding region runs from base 1 to 1350 and encodes 449 amino acids. The transcript has 4 exons.